AUGGAAAACGGCAAUUCCUCCGGCGACACCAAGUCUUCACCUAAACCGAUCCGUUGCAAAGCGGCGGUUAGUAGGAAGGCUGGAGAGCCGCUAGUGAUGGAAGAAAUCAUGGUUGCUCCGCCGCAGCCUUGCGAGGUUCGGAUCCGAAUCAUCUGCACAACUCUGUGCUACAGUGACAUCACCUUCUGGAAACUCCAAGUUCCUCCAGCCUGCUUUCCGAGGAUUCUAGGCCACGAGGCAAUUGGAGUAGUUGAAAGUGUGGGUGAAAACGUGACGGAAGUUGUAGAAGGAGACACCGUGCUACCGACGUUCAUGUCGGACUGCGGCGACUGUGUUGACUGCAAAUCCCACAAAAGCAACUUAUGCAGCAAGUUCCCUUUCAAGGUAUCGCCAUGGAUGCCAAGAUACGAAAACUCCAGCAGAUUCACUGACCUCAACGGCAACACUCUGUUUCAUUUCUUAAACGUCUCCAGCUUCAGCGAAUACACUGUUCUUGAUGUGGCUAACGUCGUUAAGAUAGAUCCUUCUAUUCCUCCUAGCCAUGCUUGUCUCUUUAGUUGCGGAGUCUCCACCGGUGUUGGUGCUGCUUGGGAAACAGCUAAAGUUGAAAAAGGAUCAACUGUUGUCAUUUUUGGACUUGGUUCUAUCGGAUUAGCGGUUGCUGAGGGUGCAAGACUUUGUGGUGCCUCUCGAAUUAUUGGUGUUGAUGUAAACCCUUCCAAAUUCGAACUUGGCCAAAAAUUUGGAGUAACUGAGUUUGUAAACUCUAAAACAUGCGAAAACAAGCGUGUGAGCGAGGUUAUCAAUGAGAUGACUAGUGGGGGAGCAGACUAUUGCUUCGAGUGUGUUGGAAGCAGUUCUCUGGUUCAAGAAGCUUAUGCUUGCUGUAGACAGGGAUGGGGGAAGACGAUAACUCUAGGUGUGGACCAGCCGGGUUCACAGAUAUGUCUAGACUCGUUCGAUGUGCUUCACCACGGGAAGAUUCUGAUGGGUUGUUUGUUUGGAGGUUUGAAGGCAAAAACACACAUUCCUCUUCUUCUGAAACGCUACUUGAGCAAUGAGCUUGAGUUGGAUAAGUUUGUGACACAUGAAAUGAAAUUCGAAGAGAUCAACAACGCAUUCCAGCUACUCCUUGAAGGGAAAUGUAUCCGCUGUGUCUUGUGGAUGGGCUAA
Molecule: messenger RNA, 1173 nt
Organism: Microthlaspi erraticum
Lineage: Eukaryota; Viridiplantae; Streptophyta; Magnoliopsida; Brassicales; Brassicaceae
Source: the annotation of a GenBank genome assembly